AUGGUUUUUUCGUUAAGUUCUGGCCCCCCCAAUCUGAUACACAAUUUUUUAACCUCGGAGCGUCCGCAGGCGCUGUCGCCAGGCAGAGGCAGCGCAGCGUGCCUGGAGCAGAGCAGCUUGCCCUACAGCUCGUGCUGUUUCGGCGUCCGCUCCUUCCUGCUCGGCCCGCAUGGCCGGUUCCCUUUGGCGCGUGCUUUGCCGAGCUCGCUGAGAAAAGCGGCAUAUCGGGACAAGGGGGGAGGCGCGAGGAGUCUCCCAGCAUCUGCGUUGAGCCUUCGCGCGUUCAAUGUGCGAGCUGCUGAUGCAUGCCUGCGCUGUGGUUUGAACUACUUUUAA
Molecule: messenger RNA, 336 nt
Organism: Prorocentrum cordatum
Lineage: Eukaryota; Dinophyceae; Prorocentrales; Prorocentraceae
Source: the annotation of a GenBank genome assembly